Molecule: messenger RNA, 1123 nt
Organism: Durio zibethinus
Lineage: Eukaryota; Viridiplantae; Streptophyta; Magnoliopsida; Malvales; Malvaceae
Source: RefSeq, a predicted model, not a curated record
UUCUGGUGGAGGGCUGGUAGAUGGCCAAGUUACCAUGAAGCUUCCUUGCUUCCUUCCUUCAUUUACUUUCUCUUGUCCUUUAAAUUUUUUAUUAAUGUCAUGUAAUUUAGGGCUCUUUCACAGAAUGACAGUAACAUGUCACAGCUUCUUCUAUCUUCAAUGGAUUAAAGUCGAAAAUGAUUGUGAAACAUUGUUCCUUCAAUAAUCAAUGCCAUGGACCCGCUUUUGUCCCCCACUAAUCUCGAUCAGGAUAAGCUUUAAACAGGAAGACAAAAUCUGUUUAUAUAGACCCUGAAGCCUGAAUAUAACAAAUAAAAGACUUCAGAGUUUUUUUUUUUUUUUUUUAACCUUUUAUCAAUGGCUGGUAUGCUUCCUGGUGUUGAAUAUGCUAGAAGAAGACGGUUCCAUCGAAGCGAAGGGCCAUCUGAUUCACCAAGCGUGUCUGCUGCUGGCUUGACAAGGAGGUCCUCCUUUGGUUUGUAUAAAAGCAGCCAUGAAACUCAUCAUUGCUCUGUUUCUUCACAGCAAAGGAGCACAUUAAUUCAAGCUCAUCAGGAUGAGAAGCUGGGAGGGGUAGCGAGAGAAGCCAAGGAAAGAUUAGAUGAGAGGCUGAGAUCACAAAGAAAACCAGAACCCAAAAGGCAAACCAGCAAAGAAAGUUUGAAGUGCAUGGAUGGGAGAUCUUUGAUUCAAGGGCAGUUGCAUACAGAAGUGUUUGGAUCAAAGAAGUUUGGUCAGAAGAGGUUCAGUUGGUCCAAGUUGAGUUGGGAGGCCUCGGAUCAAGAUGAGUGUGCGAUUUGCUUGGAACGGUUCAAGACUGGUGAGAGCCUGGUUCAUCCCCCAUGCGCACAUCGGUUUCAUUCAAGGUGCCUGGUCCCAUGGCUAGAGAAUAAUGCUCAUUGCCCUUGUUGUAGAACGGAAAUCCUAUCUUGAAGAAUAACAAAAGAAUUACUGUAAGGUUGGCAUGCCAAAAAUGCAUCACAUGACAUGUUAAAUUGUUUGUUUCAUACAUGUGAAAUUAAAAUUUCUAAUUAACAUUGUGUAAUUGUUCUCAUGUUUCUACUUAUAGAUUCGUUUUAAAUGUUUUUUAUAUUGAAAAUGGAGGGAGUUGAUGAACUAAGCU